UCCCGGGCUCCCGGCCUCGGCUCCGCGCGGACGCCGAGGAAAUGAGUGCGGCCACGGCGCCGGCGCCCGAGCGCGGCUGGAAGAGCGAGAAAGUGGAUGAGGCGCAGGCCCUGGCGCGGAGCUGCGCCGCCCGCCGCCCCGACUUCCAGCCGUGCGACGGGCUGUCCAUCUGCGCCACGCACAGCCACGGCAAGUGCUUCAAGCUGCACUGGUGCUGUCACCUAGGAUGGUGUCACUGCAAAUACGUGUAUCAGCCUAUGACCCCUGUGGAGCAGCUACCAAGCACCGAGAUCCCUGCCAGGCCUCGAGAACCCACAAACACCAUUCAGAUCUCUGUCUCGCUCACAGAACACUUUCUGAAACUUGCAUCUGUCUUCCAGCCUCCCCUUCCCCCUGACUCCCCGAGGUACUGUAUGAUCUCAGACCUCUUCAUCGACAACUAUCAGGUGAAGUGUAUUAAUGGGAAGAUGUGCUAUGUGCAGAAGCAGCCAGUGCCGCACUCCCACAAGCUGAGCCCCGAGGAGGUCUCUGCACACGAUGCCUUAAUUUCAAAAGAGAGCAAUACACCAAAAAUAGAUCACUGCUCUUCUCCCUCGAGUUCUGAGGACUCCGGGAUCAAUGCCAUUGGAGCCCACUAUGUGGAAUCGUGUGAUGAGGACACGGAAGAAGGAGCAGAACUGAGUUCCGAGGAAGAUUACAGUCCUGAGAGCAGCUGGGAGCCGGAUGAGUGCACCCUUCUCUCCCCUUCCCAGUCUGAUCUGGAAGUGAUUGAAACAAUAGAAACCACUGUGUGAGUCCAGGGGGGGGCCUCGGCCUCGGCCUCUGCUCCGCACUGGACUCAUUACUUUUGUCUGUUGGAUCCUUUUCCAAUGCUAUUGGUAUUUUCUAUCCCUUCUACCAACCAUAGCAGUUCAGUGGUCUGCUGAUUAGUGUCACUCCUAAAUCAGGCUGAUAACUUAGACAGUUUUUAUUGUAAUGGUUUUCUUUUGUAUCUUUUUAUGUAGCAUCUGGUGUCAGGAAUUGUGACCCAACCUUAAUUUCACUGGAAACUUUGAAAGCAGCGACGAUCACAGGACACACUGGAUUGGAUGGAGGAGCUACCCAGACUGCACAGCCAGUCCUUUGCAGAAAGGCUCCUGUGUCUUUUUGGCAUGGUCACUGCACCCUUGUCCUGCUAGUUCCCCAGGGGAAGCAGUUUGCUCCCUCGGGGAACAGUGGUCCAUGUCGCUCUCCCCUUCCCCCUUGUCCCUACCACCUGCCCUGGGUCAGCUGCCUCAGCAUACUUCUGGAUUUUGAUAGAGGCCAGUUUGGCCUCUGUGUCCACACACACAACCCUCUGCUACACGGGCUGAGCUACAUCUUCACAUGGGACGAGAUACCACCUCAGUGUCAUGAUCAGUGGAGCUUUAGCUGAGCGCCAGAUACAGAACGGACAAGACCUAAUUCCUACCACGAAGGGGUCUGCAUUUCACGGGACACGCUCAUGGAGAUCAUGGUACCCAGGGACAGAGUUAAGGACUUAGCUAGAGGCAGGUGCUGCUGCGUUGGAGCUGGCCUCAUGGAUGGAUGGGUUUCCCGGCAUUUCUCUGCUUUUCCUUAUUUUUCAAACCUUGGGAAACAUUUAAGUACUUAGAUCGGUAUUGUAAUUAUGAGGCAGUCACAUCUGACAUCUUAAAAAAAUCAAUAGUUUUUAGUUAGCAUGGAAAUGCUAAAAGAUGAAAGUCCUUUAGGGAUUAGGAAUGAAUCUAAUAGGUUUGAUUAAUUCUGCUUCAUUUGGUUAUAUGAAGCAUUAGAAUGGGUUAGAUGAGAAAUGGAUUAGAAUUCAGUUUAUGAUGCAUGGAUUUUUUUAUGCAAAUGGAAAAAGUUGAACUAGUUCACUUCUAAGGAGAAAAUAUUUUGUGUAUUAUUCACUUUACCACAUGAAUGUUCACGGUCCACAUAGUCCACGUAUGUGCCCCUUUCUCACACACACAACAGUGAACACUUCUUCCUUAUACAGCUCUCUUCAGAAGGCUCGUCUCCGUAUUGCCAGAGAUCCUCAUGUGAGUUGCAUAGCCACCACUUCCCUAACUGUCUGUGAGGCGCGGUGAACCCAGGAACUUCCAAGUGCCACCUGAUGACGUGAGAAGCGUCAGCGGGAGUGGAGCGUGUCUUCGUCCCGACUCUUCCUAGCCUGGUGGCAUUGUCAGUCUGUGCUCGGGUGGUGUCGCAGCACAUCUUUGUCACGUUAGUUUGUAUUUUAGGAGAGUAGAGUUCCUUUGGGAUCUUCUCCGAGGCCUCCAUUUUGUACCCUCCACAAAGUACUCAAGGAGGAAUUUGUUUUCUACAUUGUGUAGUUUAAUGUUUACUAGAAAUUUUUAUUAGAUUUAGGUGUCCAAAAUAUCUGUAGGACUUCGAAGGCAGAGUAUAUGCCUUUCUGUUUGAAGACAGCAUUAAUUUUUGUGUGUGUGUGCUAAAUGAGAAUGCGGUGUAUAGCUUCCCCUCACUUGAAAUGUAGUAACUUGUUAAACCAAGAAGGUGGUUUGAGGAGCUCCAGAGACGACCAGGCAUAGGUGAGGGCGGGUGUAUGGGCCUGAGGGACAUUCCCCUGGCCAGAUGUGGCCCCGAGGGCCUUUGAUGAGCCCAGCCUGAGUUUCCUCCCUUGAACCAUGGCUGGCUGAAGGCAGCAUGGAGGCCCCGAGCCUGUGAGCUGCUCAGCAUUCACCCUGCGCUCAGGUCUGGCAGGGCAACACCAGGGCCUCCCUCUGCAUGUGCCUGGGGUGAGCUCCUUGAACCCUGGGGAGUGGGGGUGGCAGGGCUGCUUCUCUAUCCCCAUUAAAUCUAUUAGGGACCCACUGCCACCUAACCUAAUUGGAGUCUACAACCAGUGAUCCAAAGCCACCGACUUGUGGCCAUGGGUCAGGCCUGGGCCCCUUACCAAUAGUACCUAUGACUUUAGUCAGCUUCCUGUUUUAUAAACUCCAGAACUGCCAUUCAGAUUACCCACUGUUUUAAUGCAAUUUUUGGAUAUAAUGGUUAAUAAUCACUUUAAAUAUUUGCACAAUCUCUUUAUAAUUACUAAGCUUCACUAAGCUUCACUUACUAUUUUAUAGAAUUGGAGACGUUCCAUUGUAUUCUAAGUAUCAGAUACUCCUGGAUCUCAAAACAGCCUUUUCUAAAUAAGCACAAACAAGUUUUUUUUGUUUUAAAUUCUAGCACUGUUCAUACUAAUAAUUUACUAAAAUAUGAUUGAACCAGAAUUGUUUAUGCUAUGUUAUGAAAUAAUAAGAUAUUAAAAUGUAAUUUCAACUUAAAUUCUAGGCCUAUUCUGUUCUAUGUUAUAUGAAAGAAUUUCUCUGUGGUCCUGAUAUUAUACUGCUGAUUUGUAUAACAAUAUUUAUAAGCACUUUAGGAAAUAUUUAGAUUGAAACACGUACUAUAGACAUUAAGCACAGCUAUGUGAACUAGGCUUUUGACAAAUCAUUUGUGCAGUAACAGAGACGCAAGCUUGCCAGUGUGGACCUCGGCAAGUGCUGUCUUGGGGAGGGGCCAGUCCGGCCCAGGUAAACUGCUCUCCCGCUGUAGUGGAAAGCUGGAAUGAUUCCCACAUUCGGAAAGUUAGUAGAAAGAGUAGAAGCUUAAUUCCACUAAAUGUGGAAUUGGCUUUCUUACCUAACCAAGAUACUAAUUUUCAAAUACAUGCAUAACUUUUCUGAGAAACUUCAAAGGAAUUUUGAAGUUUUUGUGGUUAUGACUAUUUGCUAUGUUGAAAAGCAAAGUUUU
This is a messenger RNA of Dipodomys ordii (Ord's kangaroo rat), 3762 nucleotides long. RefSeq names its product chromosome unknown open reading frame, human C3orf70 (gene CUNH3orf70). The record is from RefSeq and is a predicted model, not a curated record. The transcript has 2 exons. Lineage: Eukaryota; Metazoa; Chordata; Mammalia; Rodentia; Heteromyidae. Bases 42 to 794 code for a protein of 250 amino acids.